This is a messenger RNA of Acanthoscelides obtectus, 228 nucleotides long. NCBI's taxonomy places the organism in Eukaryota, Metazoa, Arthropoda, Insecta, Coleoptera, Chrysomelidae. The record is from the annotation of a GenBank genome assembly.
AUGUUAAAUACGGGUGGAAAAUGGACUUCACACUCAAAUGACCGUGUGUUUGUUCUGAAGAUUGUUAGUGUUGUUGAACCAAGUGUUUGUUUUGGUUUCUGGACAAUAUGGUUCGACGUUCUUCAGAAAAUUGGCAAUUAUUUGAUCUUGAAAAAACAGAUAAAAAAUCCAAGGCUGUGUGUAAGUUUUGCUGUUUUAAAUACGCCUUUCCAAACGCAACUCGCAUGA